AUGCUAUCUGUAUCUCCCUCGCUAGUAGGGGUUCUGAACUGUGGAACGGACACCAGACUAAAUCGUGUGAUCAAACUCCUCAUAAGCAGCGAGCCGUCGUCUUCGGUAACCUCCAUUGAUGGAAAAGUUUCUCUUCUUGUCGGACCUGAAUUGUUCCCCGAGUUGGACCGCAGACGUGUGGUGAUUAUAGACCCGGCAUUCAAGCGGCUGCUUAUGGCAUUUAAAAGUGAGGUAGAACGGCUGCGGUUAUUGCGCAAACGGACAGGUGAAGAGCUGACGCUUGAACCACUUUCUUGCUUGAUUUCGUCAGGGAAUUUGAAUUGGGUAAGCAUAUCUUUUUCCACGAGCUUGAUAAUAGAGGUGGACAAAAUCUCAGCUUCCAUUUUGCAAUUGCAACUCAUCGCCAGUGACAUUCAGGAGGAAGAACAAGGCUGCCUCGAAAAUUCGUCAAGUAAUACAUAA
This is a messenger RNA of Meyerozyma guilliermondii ATCC 6260, 462 nucleotides long. RefSeq lists its product as uncharacterized. The record is from RefSeq and is a predicted model, not a curated record. The transcript has a single exon. Bases 1 to 462 code for a protein of 153 amino acids. NCBI's taxonomy places the organism in Eukaryota, Fungi, Ascomycota, Pichiomycetes, Serinales, Debaryomycetaceae.